Pimephales promelas (fathead minnow) is the source of this 1107-nucleotide messenger RNA. RefSeq names its product sulfotransferase family 5A, member 1 (gene sult5a1). The record is from RefSeq and is a predicted model, not a curated record. Gene Ontology annotation, molecular function: sulfotransferase activity. NCBI's taxonomy places the organism in Eukaryota, Metazoa, Chordata, Actinopteri, Cypriniformes, Leuciscidae.
UAAGCCGACAGUAUGACCGUGUUGUCAGACUCUCUUCUAUAUUUCUUCCUCAGACAUUUAUUCACACACGUACAGACAUGGCUCGACUAGAUGUCACCGAAACCUUUCACGGCGUCAUGUUCCCUGGGCACAUGCAUACACAAGACUCACUGAAUUACGCCACCGACUUCAAUUUCCAGGACACAGACACUGUGAUUGCCACUUACCCAAAAUCAGGAACCACAUGGAUGCAGGAAAUCCUCACUUUAGUUUUGAGUAAAGGGGACCCAACUACAGCCCAAACUCGGCCCAACUGGGCCCGUGCCCCGUGGCUUGAGCAGUACUACUGUCCUGAAGUCCUGAAAUACUCCAGCGGGCCCCGCAUCAUCACCACACAUCUGCCCUAUCACCUGCUGGCCCCGGCCCUCAAACAAUCCAAAGCAAAGGUUAUAUAUGUGGCCAGAAAUCUCAAAGAUGUGGCGGUUUCAUAUUAUCACUUCCACAAGAUGGCCAACUUUCUGCCUGACCCCGGCUCUUUCUCUGAGUUUCUGAGUGCGUUCCUGAAGGGAACGGUGCAUUAUGGCUCUUGGUUUGAACAUGUCAAGGGCUGGACCAGUCACUCAAAAGACAUCCAGAACUUUCUUUACAUCACGUAUGAGGAAAUGUGUCAGGAUCUUCACGGCGCUCUUCAGAAAGUGAGUCGGUUCCUGCAGUGUUCUUUAUCUGAGGACGAGCUGGUCCUGGCUCAGAAGCACUGUAGUUUCAAUAGCAUGAAGGAAAAUGCCAUGGUGAACUACACCCUCAUCCCUCAGGAGAUCAUGGACCACAGCAAGGGCACGUUCAUGAGGAAAGGUAAAGUGGGAGACUGGAAGAACACAUUAACCGAGGAGCAGAGCUGUCUCGUCGAUGACGUCUACUCUUCCCAGAUGGCAGACUCCUCACUGCCGUUCAAAUGGGGAAUGGGAUUGGCCUAGGGAGACGAAGGCCUCGGAUAACCAUUUAUAAUCACAUUCUUCUCUCAUAACCACUCAUCACUGCCAAAAUCCUUCCUUUUACAUUUAGUAUUUCACACUGAAAUGCCCUGAUGUAAGCAAGCUCGGAAAAAAAUAAGCUGAUGUUUUUGAGUUC